This is a messenger RNA of Telopea speciosissima, 3335 nucleotides long. RefSeq names its product phototropin-2-like. The coding region runs from base 16 to 2952 and encodes 978 amino acids. Gene Ontology annotation, cellular component: nucleus; plasma membrane; cytoplasm. The transcript has 25 exons. The record is from RefSeq and is a predicted model, not a curated record. Gene Ontology annotation, molecular function: ATP binding; protein serine/threonine kinase activity. Gene Ontology annotation, biological process: protein phosphorylation. Lineage: Eukaryota; Viridiplantae; Streptophyta; Magnoliopsida; Proteales; Proteaceae.
CGGCCAAGUCAAACCAUGGAUGCAAAAUGCCAUAGUUCAGAUCAGGUGGACGAGGGAGCGAAAAGAAUUUCCUCUGACAGGGAACCUGCUCGUAAGUGGAUGGCAUUUGAAAGAGAUAUGAUUACAGAGGAUGCCAAAGCAGAGCCGGAUAGAAGUUCAGAGCUAGAUAAUGGUCUCUUGGAGUCGAAGAAAGUGAGUGGACAGUCUAAUCAGAUUUUAACUGAAGCUUCCAUGGCUGAAAGGGCUGCAGAAUGGGGCUUGGUAGUAAAGCCAGAGUAUGGAACAAAGAAUUCCAAAGCAGUAGGAAUAAGAUCAUCUGGAGAUGGAAGCAAAAAUUCAGCAGAGAGAUCAGUAGAAUCUGUAAGGUCAUCUGAAGAAUCAAAUUUAGGAUUUAAUUCAGAAAUCCCUAGGGUCUCACAAGAUCUGAGGGAUGCAUUGGCUACACUACAGCAGACAUUUGCUGUAUCAGAUGCCACCAAACCAGACUGCCCUAUAGUGUAUGCAAGUGCUGGUUUUUUCACUAUGACUGGUUAUUCUACAAAGGAAGUCAUUGGGAGGAACUGCCGCUUUCUUCAGGGACCUGAUACUGAUAAAAAAGAAGUUGCAAAAAUAAGAGAAGCUGUUAAAACAGGGCAAAGCUAUUGUGGCAGACUCUUGAAUUACAAGAAGAAUGGCACACCUUUCUGGAAUCUUCUCACCAUCACACCAAUAAAAGAUGACAGUGGGAAGGUCAUCAAAUUUAUAGGGAUGCAGGUUGAGGUGAGCAAAUAUACUGAAGGUUUGAAUGAAAAGGCUCUGCGACCAAAUGGCUUGCCUAAGUCGCUGAUCCGCUAUGAUGCGCGCCAGAAGGAGGAGGCCUUAGGCUCCAUCACAGAGGUUGUCCACACUGUGACGCACUCACGAGCUCAUAUUCAUGCCACAGAUCAUGAGACCAUUGGCAAGCCUGAGGAGCCAGAGAAAUUUAACCUUGAUUAUUCUCUUCCAAAAUCUUUGGAAGCGGAGAAUCUAUUCACACUGGAUAGGCGAACUUCUCACAUGGAUGCCAGAAGAGAUGCAUCUAGAAAGAUUUCUUGUCAAGAUCCUGGAAGGAAAUCUCGGAAAUCAGGACGAAUUUCCUUGAUGGGGUUAAAGGGACGGUCUCUAAGCUUAGGAGAGGGGCAUGAUCCUUUGCCCAUUGUUGAGCCAGAGGUGUUGAUGACCAAAGAUGUGCAACGAACUGAAAGUUGGGAUCACGUGGAAAGAGAAAGAGAUAUACGCCAAGGAAUUGAUUUAGCUACAACAUUGGAACGCAUUGAAAAAAAUUUUGUGAUCACAGAUCCUAGACUUCCUGAUAACCCAAUUAUAUUUGCAUCUGAUAGCUUUCUUGAGUUGACAGAAUAUACUCGGGAGGAAAUCUUGGGAACAAACUGCCGGUUUCUUCAAGGACCUGAAACAGAUCAAGGAACUGUCUCCAAAAUACGAGAUGCUAUCAGAGAGCAGAGAGAAAUUACUGUUCAGUUGAUAAACUACACCAAGAGUGGGAAAAAAUUUUGGAAUUUAUUCCACCUGCAACCUAUGCGUGAUCAAAAGGGUGAGCUUCAAUACUUCAUCGGUGUGCAAUUAGAUGGAAGUGAUCAUGUAGAACCCCUUCGAAAUCGCCUUUCGGAGACGACAGAACAGAAGAGUGCUAAGUUGGUGAAAGCGACUGCUGAAAAUGUUGAUGAAGCUGUUCGAGAGCUCCCAGAUGCCAACUUGAGACCACAAGAUCUGUGGGCAAUCCAUUCUCAACCUGUCUUUCCUAGGCCUCACAAAAAGAACUGUCCUACUUGGGUAGCGAUACAGAAGAUCGUUUCACGUGGUGAACAAAUUGGGCUGAAGCAUUUCAAGCCCAUAAGACCUUUGGGUUGUGGUGACACUGGCAGUGUUCAUUUGGUGGAAUUGGACGGUACAGGUGAAUUGUAUGCUAUGAAGGCUAUGGACAAAUCUGUACUGCUAAGCCGUAACAAGGACUGUGGAGUAGAUCCCCGAACUUUGUAUUAUAGAAUCCAAGAACAGAAUCUAGUUGGUGAAAUGAAGAAUGAUUAUCUUCCUGAGGUUCAUCGAGCAUGCCUUGAGAGGGAAAUUGUUUCACUACUGGAUCAUCCUUUUCUUCCAACAUUGUACACUUCUUUUCAGACUGAAACACAUGUUUGCUUGAUAACGGACUUUUGCCCUGGUGGGGAGUUAUUUGCCUUACUUGACAAGCAGCCGAUGAAGAUAUUUAAAGAAGAAUCUGCAAGGUUCUAUGCUGCAGAAGUAGUAAUUGGAUUGGAAUAUCUUCACUGUUUAGGAAUUAUCUAUCGGGAUCUGAAGCCUGAAAAUAUUUUACUCCAAAAGGAUGGGCAUAUUGUGUUGACCGACUUUGAUUUAUCAUUUUUGACAUCUUGCCAACCCCAAGUUAUACAGAAUUCAAUGCCUACGAAGAGAAGAUCUAGGAGUCGGCCACCUCCAACAUUUGUUGCAGAACCUGCUACGCAAUCAAAUUCAUUUGUUGGAACCGAAGAGUACAUCGCUCCUGAAAUUAUUACAGGUGCAGGCCAUAGUAGUGCUAUUGAUUGGUGGGCUCUUGGUAUUUUGUUGUACGAGAUGCUUUAUGGCCGCACACCUUUCAGGGGAAAGAACAGGCAGAGAACAUUUGCCAACAUCCUGCGCAAAGAUCUCACAUUUCCUAGUAGCAUUCCGGUAAGCCUGGCGGCAAGGCAAUUGAUACAUGGAUUAUUGCAUAGGGAUCCUGCAAACCGUUUAGGAUCAACAAAUGGUGCAAAUGAAAUCAAACAGCAUCCUUUCUUCCGGGAAAUUAAUUGGCCUCUUAUCCGUUGCAUGAGCCCACCACCUUUAGAUGUGCCUCUUCAACUAAUUGGGAAAGACCCAAAAGCAAAGGAUGUACAAUGGGACGACGAAGGAGUGCUUGUUCAGUCCAUGGACUUCUUUUAGAGGUUUUAUCCAUAAUUUAGGUUAAGAGGAUUUGGUGAACCACUGAACAAGGUUUUGGUCCUACUUAUCUCACAGGAUCUCGACCUGGAAAUUCGGACAGUAGAUCAUGUACAGCAUAGAGAAGCAACCAUUUAUAGUGUUGGGCUUUGGAGGUAUCACAUCAGACAGCAGUAAGCACGUCCAGGCUUACUAGGGAAGAACUUCCUUUGUAACUUCUCCCACGACAUGCCAUUUAUAUGAGUCCAGCGGUCAUGUGGCAUGCUUGCUUAGUGAGUAAAUAGUAGAGUAUCCUCAUCAUAUGCAUUUUAAUUGGCCGAGUUCUGUGAUAUACUGGUAUUUGAGUAUCCCAUCCUAUGUGUUCUAAUUGGUAGCAAGUAGUGUUC